Messenger RNA from Anopheles funestus (African malaria mosquito), 4145 nucleotides. RefSeq names its product transcription factor castor-like. Gene Ontology annotation, molecular function: RNA polymerase II transcription regulatory region sequence-specific DNA binding; DNA-binding transcription factor activity, RNA polymerase II-specific. The transcript has 6 exons. Gene Ontology annotation, cellular component: nucleus. The record is from RefSeq and is a predicted model, not a curated record. Bases 389 to 3193 code for a protein of 934 amino acids. Gene Ontology annotation, biological process: positive regulation of transcription by RNA polymerase II; regulation of neuron differentiation. Lineage: Eukaryota; Metazoa; Arthropoda; Insecta; Diptera; Culicidae.
GUCAAGCCGUGGCAUUUUAGUCGAGACACGAACACGCAUCAAACAGGAUCGAGAAGCACGGGACACACACGCGAGCAAACCAUCGCUAAGCGAGAUUACGCAAAAAAAAAGGGCAGUGACGACGACAACGGCGACCGUGUUGUUGAUCGUUAGAAAGGGUCUCAUUGCCAGCGGGCAAUGUAGUGCGCAGAAGGUCGGGUUUUGCAGCAGCGAGGAUCAGCAAAACGACAAUCAUUAGCAUGCGUUCUAGAUAGUGCUUUCGGUGUGCCCCAGUGCUCUAGAUUGCUGUGCGAUGUGAGACACGCCGCGGUGGUAACGGUUAACGGAUAGAUUAAAAACAAAGGAAGGUUACGGUUUGAUUGUUAACGCAGUGAUACUAAGAUCAAGCAUGAUGUCACCGGAGAGCAAUGGAGAGCAGGAGCACGGUACGGUGUUUGCUGUCAGUGCUGCCGUGUCACCGUCGGCCAUCAAAAGGAUGCGUUUUGCCAGUGUCGAUGAGGACGCUAGCCACGGUUCGAGCGUAUCGGAUGUGGCCAAAGCGCUCAACUACACCAGCAGCAGUGCAUGCGCAAAGGAUCCCUCGUACGGUGGUGACGCGUUCGAGGACGACGAGUAUGACGGUGGCACGACACUCGAGUGUACGGCCGGAAGUGAUCGCAGCAGUAGUAGCUGCACGACAGUGAUCUACGGUGCUGGUGCUGGCAAGUGUGCUGAACCGAUCGACAACAAUAAUAGUCCACUGAGUGGUAAUUGUAACAACAAUCGGAACGUUAGUGGCACUAGUGGCAGUGUUGGGUGUGCUGUUGGCGGUGGCAUUGGUGGAAUCCUUCACAACAAUAACAACUCGAUCAAGACUCAGCUGGGCGAGAUGGAUGAGGCUAAGUUUAGUGAGUUUAGCAAGUUUCUAGCUGAUAGCGAGAAGGACGAAAGUAUGACAACGAUUCUGGAGCUAUUGCAUGAUAACUACGGCUUAAUACAACGGUACGCAUCUGGCUACGAGUGCAAACACGAUAAAUGUCACUAUGAAAAUCUGCACGAACAUUUCCACUGUCACGAUACAUUCUGUCGGGGGAAGGUGUUGUAUAAGAAGUACGAAAUCAUCCGCCAUCUCAAGUGGCAUAAGAAGCGGAAAGAGUCGCUUAAAUAUGGUUUCUACCGAUUCUCCUCAUCGGACGAUUGUAGCAUUCAGUACGGAGCGUGCCAGCAUAAUCAUAAGCAUACACACUACCAUUGUGUGCACGAUAACUGUGAUAAGGUGUACAUCAGUACGAGCGAUGUCCAGAUGCAUGCCAACUACCACCGGAAGCAUGAGGCGAUCGUAAAGAAUGGAUUUCAACGCUUUCGUGCGACAGAAGACUGCAAUACGGAUUACUGUAUGUUCCGUGCUCAGCGGACGACACAUUUCCACUGCCGACGGGAGAAUUGCAAGUAUACAUUCAAAAACAAAGCGGAUAUGGAGAAACACAAAACGUACCAUCUAAAGGAUGAAAUGUUGCUGAAGGAUGGUUACAAAAAGUUCCUUAAGACAGAGGACUGCACGUACAAGGAUUGUCGGUUUUCCCGCGUCUGCAAUCACAUUCACUGUAUGCAUGAAAAUUGUCACUACGUGUUACAUUCGAGCGGUCAGCUGUUAAGUCACAAACGGAAGCACGAGCGAAUGGACACGGAAGUGGACUAUAGGCGAUACCAGAUGGCACGGAAUCUGCUUACCAAAUUUAACCAAAAUAAAACGGAAGAGGGCACGAAAACGGUUGGUGAUGCGACGAUGGGUAUUACAGAUCGAUCACCCUCAAGGGAGGAUGAAACGAGGCUAUCUCCAGGACCCACGACCAGCCAGGAAGGAACUAUGAAAAAUCCCUUUCUGGAUCUACUGGCAGUGAUGGCUGAGAUCACGUUCCGGACGUUACCGUUGCAGAUGAUGUACCAGAUGCGGUUACAGAUGUUGCAGCAGAUGAGUUACGAGCAGGUCUUUGCACUGGACAAUGUAGAGAUGCUCCGAAACCUUACCAUGAUGGGAAAUAUCGAAGAGACGUACCUGCAUCAACUGUACGGAGGAAGACUGAUGGGUUCCCCUUCAAUAGAUCCUAGCAACAGUCAGCAACAUAGCCCUGUAAGCUUUGGAAAUGAUAAACCACCGCCAGUGAAACGGAAAUACAAGUCUCAAGAAGCUUCGGAUCAGCUAGAACACUCAGGAGACGCUUCGAUGUACAUGAAAAAGGAGCCACUAAGUAGUACACCGCCCCGCUCGAAACUGCUCUCAAAUCCAACGAUAGACUAUCGUUUGCUUAAGAAAGAAGAUGCUACUCCAUCGCAGACAGCUACGUCAUCGAGUACGAUCGAAUCCCCCGCAGGCGUAGAUCGCGAUCGUGCCCUAUUGGAGACGGCAAACUUCCUGCAGUUUAGCUCGAGUAAAACGUUGUUCAAUCGAAAGCGAGGACGGCCACGGAAGAACCACGUUAUGGAGGUGUACAACAAUGUACAGGACUCCCCGCAAGCCAUAUUUACUAGCUUCAAGCUGGAAAAGAGUGACUCCCGCUCUGCGUCUGCGUCGACGUCUGAAGUACAAUCGCCGAGUGUGCCUUCGCCGAUGGUAGACCCGGAACGGAAUGGGAUGUUGGAAGGUGGUAGGAAUCUUCCACCAUCUGGAGCGAACAUCGUGAAGAAUCAGACACAGCAACAGUAUGUGGCAGGUGGAGCGAAUUACCUGGGAUCAAAUAGUGGAGCAACGCAUCUCAGUGGACUUGACCCGGCGGCAAUCUUUGGCAACUUUUCUCAGCUACUGGAGCGUCAUAUGCGGGAGGUUAAACAUGAACCUUCGAUGCCGCAGACUGUAGAACCAGUUCCAGCUGAAAAGUCGCGAAAUCACCUCAAAUGCGUCGUCUGUCGGAAUCUGUUUGAAACGUUUGCAGACAUUAAGAACCACGAAUGUCGGGGAGAUCGUGCUGCGCUCGAUAAGCCCUUGCUAGCGUUUCCACCAUCGCUUGCACAUCACACCGGACAGGCGGCAUUGGAUUACCGGAGUGCCUCCUACCCUGGACCCGAGCUGGAAGGUUCGUCAGCAUCUCGGAUUGCAGUAGUGCCUUCUCUGCUGCCCAGUAUAGCACCCCAACAGACAAGGGAUUCAGUAUCGUUGGUUAAAACGGCCGGUACCUUCUUUCCGGAUGUGAACGCAAACAAGCUCAAGUAUGCGUAAGGUGUGACGUAUUGUGUGCGCUUGAAACGGGACUGUUAGCUUGAGGCUUAAGGGUUAUUGUUGUAAAUAGAAUGUGAAACUGAGUUAACCAUAGGUUUAGUUGAAGCCAGCACCAUACACUGUGUCAUAAAACGAACAUAUACGUACCGGGGAUCGACGAGAUGAGAAGCUGUGAGUCGUUGUACUGAAAAGACUACACAAUCGGCCAUAGUUGAAACCUGAAGUGCUCUCUACUGAAAAGUGUACUAUCGUUAAGGCAACGUAGUGUAGAUAUUACUUCAACGUGAUGUGACUGCAAGUAGAAAAGACAGGCCAUGUGAGUACUAUUGAGUAUUAGUUAAUGAAGAAUGUGUUUUGUGAAGUUAGAGACAAUAAAUAUUUAAAAUGAUCAAACACGAAAACACUAAGCCUAUUACCGUUGUGUCUUAUUCGUAGCAUGUUUUUUUAUCGGAAUAUAAUGAAAUUAUUAUUAUGGAACAUUCACACUGACGCAUGAUCAUCAUUUUUAUUUAAUAAAGUGUACUACCCCGAAAAAAGCAAGUGCAGCACAUUCUUGGCAUUCCAUUGUACAUUUGUCCGUCCAAAAUCGGGUGGCAUUCUAUCGUUCUUAUCCGUUGGACAAGCUUCUCCAAUUCACCCCAAAAUGAAGGGCGGAAAAAAGCCAAGAGCGCAAAACGUGCACUAAACCGACAUGGCUUAGCGCAUACCGGUGCGAUAGUCAAAUAUUUGCAUUCCAACCCCAACACGGGCGACAGCGCGGUUAUAAUUGGAUGCAGAAGAAAGUGACACCCUUGUAGUGUGCGGUUAGCCAAACAGCUGUAGCUUACAGUGUGGAAUGAUAAGAGGUGGAAUGGAGUGUGAGGAUGAAGGGAGAGAAGGUAGGAUUGUCGUGGCCAUUUAUUGACACGUGAGCGGAUUGAAAAGUUCCUCAAAUUAAAGUACAAAAAAACAA